This is a messenger RNA of Astyanax mexicanus (Mexican tetra), 1165 nucleotides long. RefSeq lists its product as uncharacterized. Bases 63 to 827 code for a protein of 254 amino acids. Lineage: Eukaryota; Metazoa; Chordata; Actinopteri; Characiformes; Acestrorhamphidae. The transcript is spliced from 5 exons. The record is from RefSeq and is a predicted model, not a curated record.
UCAGGACCCAGCAGUUCACUUAGUUUAAGUACAGAUUCUGAGCUACAGGUUUCAGAUUUAAAAUGACUGAGAGUAAAUUCACCUGUAUGGCGGAUCUCAUGGAGCAUCUCCACGCUUUAUCUUUAGCUCAUUUAGCCUCGUCAGCAUCCCGCGACUUCCCCAGCCAGCAGGACCUCGACCCUAUCCAAAGAAGAGCGAAUGGCCAACCUAUCUGUUCAUUGAGGACCUUCAUAUAUGGCUGUGGGGACACUGGUGAUACCGUUGAGGAACGAACCAUAAAAUACUGGUACUUGUUUCACACCGGGAGCAGGGACUCAUGGGAAUCUUCCUCUGAAAGCGAGGAGCACAGAGCAGCGCCUUUCCCCUUCGAGGGAUUUUGCUCCGCUUCCUCUUUAAAAAAUGAGGAGGACGUUAUAGAGCAGCCUGAACCUGAGGAGUCCAAGAUGAAGGAGGAGGAGGAGGAGGAGGAGGAGCUAUCUGGCUGCUUUACAAUCAAGACUGAUAUUGUGGCAGUACUUGUGGAAGCUUUUCGAGCAUUUAGACUGAGGAUGAGGAAAGCUUUCCGAAGAGGAAGAGGAAGAGUCGAGCCGGUGCAGAGCCCUUCCUUCCAGGAGGAUCCGACUUCUGCUUCUGCUCAAGAAGCGCCUCUCAGGACUCCUGAUGCUGAGGCAGAAGCUGAGGAGGAAGCAGCCGAGGAGGAAGCAGCCGAGGAGGAAGCAGCUGAGGAGGAAGCGUCUUCAGAGACUCGGAGAACCAGGAAGCUGCGCUUCCCCAAAUUUAAGAAAUACAGGACGUCAAGAACAAGAACCAAGAAACCAAGAAGCUGAAUCUUCAGAGUAAAGAAGUUUCUAAUUUCCCUCUCAGUAAAAAGUCCAGUCCUCCUCUGGCUCUGAUUGGUCCACAGCAGCAGGUGCUGUAUGAGUGUUUGUUGCAGUUCGGUGUCGACCUAAGGAGGAUGGGUCUCCCUUUUGAGCUCUGGUUCCUCUCGAGAUUUCUUCCUCAAUUUGAGGGAGUUUUUUCUUGCCGCUGUCGCCGUUGGCUCGGCCAGAAGGGGCUCGGACUCGGAUCUCUGCAGAACUGCUGCUGUGUGAAAUGAAAAUUGCUGCUGAAAAAUUAAAAUUGAUCCUCAGAACAGUCCUUAAAAUAAAGGUUUUAUGAACAUUCA